Molecule: messenger RNA, 171 nt
Organism: Ascoidea rubescens DSM 1968
Lineage: Eukaryota; Fungi; Ascomycota; Saccharomycetes; Ascoideales; Ascoideaceae
Exons: 1
Coding region: 1-171 (56 amino acids)
Source: RefSeq, a predicted model, not a curated record
AUGGAUAUUAGCAAAAACAAUAACAACGGCACAAAGUAUAACAUUAGCUCUAUCAUUGAUGUUAAGCUAGAAACCCUGUGUUAUCUGAUAUCGCCAAAUAACCCCAAACUUAAUCGUGCUGCACAUGUAUGCGAUACAUCGACGAUCAAAAACAAAACUUGCGGUGCAUAA